This is a messenger RNA of Dimorphilus gyrociliatus, 1969 nucleotides long. Lineage: Eukaryota; Metazoa; Annelida; Polychaeta; Dinophilidae. The record is from the annotation of a GenBank genome assembly.
GCAGUCAUGCAUGCGCAGUAAGAAACGGCCGGAAGUUGCCGUUUGAAUUUUAGUUUUUACGUUUCUUUUUGAGAUUUAAUAUAGUUGGUGAAUCUUUUAUAAUUAUUUUAAUUUCAAAAUGGAGAACGGAUCAUAUAGAUUACGCAUGUACAAAUCUCGUAACGAAAGAAAAUUGGAAACACGCGCUACGACUCAAAAGUCUGAGGGACGAAAAGAAAAGCGGACUGAAAAGUUCAAUCGGUAUAGAAACAUUACUGGUUUGUUGGACGAAUGCGAAGAAGAUGAAAAAACCGUUGCCAAACCGGCUUCCAAUACAAGACAGCAGUCCAGAUUGGAAAAGUUAAAAGAAUGGAGAGAAAAGAGAGAAAAAGCAAAGGCUGAGGAAAAAAAGCAAAAGGAAAAGAAAAGUAUCUUCAAAGUUACCAAGGCUCAGCUUCCAGAAUUGAAAGUCAAGAAAAUCAAAGAACCGUCGGGACCUGUGACACGCCAAACAAAAAUUGCCGCUCCGGUUAAUCAAAAGCCCAAUAAAAAAGUUGCAAGGUCUACUUCGAUGAAAGUGCAAGGAACUGCUAAAACACAAAGACUACCAGUGAAGGCUAGAGAAGAACCCGUUAAGAGGCUUACAAGAUCAACUGCUAAUAGCCUUAGACAAAGGGAACUGAUGAUAAGUGAAAUCCCCUCUAAAACUGCUAAGUUGACAAAGAAAAUAGUAGAACCCAAAAAGAAAACACCGGUUAGAAAGUUUAUUAUUCAGAGGGGAGAACAACAUUCCGGACAGCAUUCUUUUGAAUGCAAAAGUUUUACAGAUGAAAACAACAUAUCUAUGGAAUCAAUGGAAACCGAUCAAGUACAAGUACCAAAAGCGUUAUCUAAAAAGAAAAAGAAAGAAAGCGUUAAAACUCCAAAUAUUCGUAUGGAACGCAAGACGAGGUCAACAGGUAGUAAAAUAAAACCAGCCAAGAAGAAGAGAAGCUAUAGUUUGACGGAUAGUCGCAGACUAAAAAACAUUAGAAAUGCCGAAGAAGCAGUUAAAAUCUUAUCUGAAAGCCCAAUGAUUGAAAUUGUUAGAAGAGGAGCGGCUAAAUCCUGCAAUAAGUCAUUGCCAACCAUUUUGAUUUCCAACAAUACUAAAGACGAAGAAGAUGAUGAUGAAGAGGAAGAGGAAUCCCCGCCUAGAUUUAGUUUAGAUGAAAAAUCACAGGAUUUUACCGAUGAUAAAGAAAAUAAAAACGAGAAAGAUGUAAAAUAUUUCCGAAAAACCUUAGUCGAAGAAACCGAAAGAUUAACAGAGUUUUGCGCUAUGUGGAAAAAGUACUUGAACGAGAAUACCGUAAAUGAAGAAGUUGCCGGUGAUAUACGAACAACUGUUGGUCAAGCGGAAUUGUUGAUGAAUCAACGAUUCAAGCAAUUUAAUGGUUUAAUUGAUGCAUGCGAAUUUAAAACCGGUGAAAAAGAAACUACUUGUCAGGAUUUAGAAGGAUUCUGGGAAAUGGUUUACUUUCAAGUUGAAGAUGUUGAUAAAAAAUUCAAAAGUUUAGAAGAGAAGAGAGAAAACGGUUGGAAGAGCAAAGAGACACGAAGACGUAAAAUUGUCCAAAAGAAAGCAUCAGAAAAUGAAAAAGUUUCAAAGAAAACCGUCGACAUCACCAAAAUCACUUCUAAAUUCGCUGAAUUUAAAAAAAAGAAACUAAAGGAAAAGCAAGAAAACCAGAAAAUAGCAAUUGGAGAGGAAUUCCUUAGACCAUCAUCCAACGCACUUAUAAAUUUCGAUUCUAUGCCUUCUCCAUCAACGCAUUUUUCUAAACUUGCUAUAUCCAACAAAACAACUGACGCGAAUGAAUCCUAUAUGUUUACUCCAAUGAUGAAUGACAAAACGAAAUCUGCUAUUGCAGGAGAUUUAAUGUCAUUUUCACCUUCAAGUGAAAAAUCGGUUAGGAGAUCGACCAGGAUAAGCAAGAUUACUAAAUGA